Molecule: messenger RNA, 1558 nt
Organism: Pseudoliparis swirei
Lineage: Eukaryota; Metazoa; Chordata; Actinopteri; Perciformes; Liparidae
Gene: dohh
Product: deoxyhypusine hydroxylase/monooxygenase
Exons: 6
Coding region: 125-1039 (304 amino acids)
Biological process (GO): peptidyl-hypusine biosynthetic process
Molecular function (GO): deoxyhypusine monooxygenase activity
Source: RefSeq, a predicted model, not a curated record
AUUCAUUCAGAUUCAUCUUUAUGUGUGCGUCCCAUACGAGGCCAAUAAAGCUCUCUACGUCCAUACACGGGAAUCGACAAUAAAAAAACAAGGACAACUAAGUAGAACAUAGCCCUGCAGCAGUAUGACCAGUGUCCAGCAGAUGGCAGCAGUGGGACAGGUCCUGACCAACCCUGGACUCGACCUGAGCCAGCGGUUCAGAGCCUUAUUCACCUUGAAGAACCUGGGAGGUGCUGAAGCUAUCGAGUGGAUCAGUAAAGCCUUCGCGGAUGACUCCGCGCUGCUGAAGCACGAGCUGGCUUACUGCCUGGGACAGAUGCAGGACAGACGGGCCAUCCCCACUUUAACAGCGGUUCUCAAAGACUUGCAGCAGGAGCCGAUGGUCAGGCAUGAAGCAGGGGAGGCUCUGGGUGCAAUCGGUGAUCCGGUGGUUCUGGAUCUCCUGAAAGAGUACCGUCAGGACCCUGUCAUAGAGGUGGCAGAGACGUGUCAGCUGGCUGUCCAGCGGUUGGAGUGGCUGCAGACCAGAGAGAAGCAGACGGACGACCAAAAUACAGACGAGAACCCCUACUGCUCCGUCGACCCAGCCCCUCCAGCGGUGAGGAAGAGCGCGUCAGAGCUUCGCUCAGCCCUGUUGGAUGAGAGCCUGCCACUCUUUGAACGUUACCGGGCAAUGUUCGCCCUACGGAACCUGGGCACCGAGGUGGCUGUGCUGGCACUGGGAGACGGCUUGCAGUGCUCCAGUGCUCUGUUCCGCCAUGAGAUCGGCUAUGUCCUGGGUCAGAUGCAGCAUCCGGCAGCGGUCCCAGCUCUGUGUGCAGCUCUGGAGCGUUCUAGUGAGAACCCUAUGGUCCGACACGAGGCGGCAGAGGCUCUUGGGUCCAUCGGCAAAGAGGAAUGUCUGGUUGUGCUGCAACAAUUCCUUGGAGACGGAGAGCGUAUCGUCAAGGAAAGCUGCGAGGUCGCUCUAGAUAUGCUGGAGUACGAAAACAGUGAGCAGUUCCAGUAUGCAGAUGGACUGGUCAACUCCCAGAGUUAAAGGUCUAUGUUGCACCUGAAGGGUACAUUUACAACUCUCUAUACUGAAAAUAAGGCUGCUGUAAAACUAUUUUAUCCUGUGGGAUGAAAGUUCACAGUACAAAAAAGAUACUUUGCACAUACUAUAAAAGAAUAAAAGCCCAUAAAAUCCAUAGGAGUCGGUGAGCUGCACAGCUGUUGCUGUGCAGGGGGGAGAGGCAGGAGAAGAGUCCUUUGUGUCUUCCCCUUCCUUCAUGUCUUCACUGAAACUACAGCACCUCCACAUUGCUCUCAUACAGCAGCUGUGGGCUGAAGGUUGAAGACCUGUCAAAUUGAUGUGAUGAUUUCAAUGUUUCCUCUGAAUUUUUAUUUUUUGUCAGGGACCUGUAUGUGAUCAUACUGUCCGAUAGAAUGGAAAUGCGACAGAGCUUGAUGGACUUGUUCUAAAUGUAGACAUUGGUUCUGAUCCAGGCUGCAUUACAGUUGAUCAGCUCUAUUAAAUAAGAAUGAGAAGAGGAAAUUCUCAUUCAAAUCAACAGCG